Messenger RNA from Angiostrongylus costaricensis, 201 nucleotides. NCBI's taxonomy places the organism in Eukaryota, Metazoa, Nematoda, Chromadorea, Rhabditida, Metastrongylidae. The record is from the annotation of a GenBank genome assembly.
AUGUCGGUAUCGCCAGAGUUCCCACUCAGGAAUGGUACCUACAAAUUGCUUUUCGAUGUAGAAAAGUAUUUUAAGAAAACUGGUAUCGAAUCCUUCUACCCACACGUGGAGGUCGUAUUUAAAGUCAACGAUCCUGGAAGCCAUUAUCACAUUCCUCUUACUGUGACCCCUUAUUCAUACUCAACUUACAGAGGAUCCUGA